Parasteatoda tepidariorum (common house spider) is the source of this 2556-nucleotide messenger RNA. Its product is annotated as tetratricopeptide repeat protein 27. Lineage: Eukaryota; Metazoa; Arthropoda; Arachnida; Araneae; Theridiidae. The record is from RefSeq and is a predicted model, not a curated record. Gene Ontology annotation, molecular function: protein binding.
AUGUCUAUUACUGUUGAGGAAACAAGGUUGAUACAAAAACUUAAAAAGUUUGAAAUUCAGUGUGUAACAGGCAACUUUACUGCCGAUGACUUUCAUAUUGAUGUAGAACGCUAUAAGUUUUCUAAUGAAUAUGUGCUAUUAAAAGACUUGAAUGUUUUAAUGAAGAAUAUCUCAAAUCAUGAGUAUAAAAAAGCACUGCAAAUUAAUUCGGAAUUUUUUAAACCUUUCAAGGAUAUGUGCAAAGAUUUAACGUUAGUAUUUUAUGAUAUGUAUAAUCAAAUGAAGUCUAAUUACCAAUAUUUAUUUCACUCCAGCAGUGACGAUUGUCCUUAUGUAAAGCAAUUAAUCUUGCUUUUAGUUGGUGUGUCUGCUUUGCAAGAAUUUGUUAAAGCUAAUAUUUGUGGUCCAGUUUUACGAGAUUCAUCACUCCAUGAAAUUUGUGCUAGUUUCUUACCAGAUUCGCAUUUUUCUAAUGAAUCGGUUCUUAGUGCUCUUGGACAAAACGGAGAAGUUAUUUUAACACAUAUUUCUCAUCCCAAAUUGCUAUUUUUGAGUCUUAUGUUAUUAUUUGGUAACAAUUUUGAUAAAUGUCUUACUCAUAAAUGGUGGUUAUCACGUUGUAUGAUGAUUCAUCAGAAGAUUCUUCCCGAUAUGUCAUUAAGUUUAUACAGAUCCAUCAAUUCCUUGAUUCAUUCCCAGUGUGAGAUUAGUUUUCUGCAUGACAAAAGCGAACCAUUGGCUGCUUUCAUGUUUAAUUGUGAAUGUGCUCAGUUCUUCAUGUACUACAAUGAACUAAAUGUAGCUGAAAGAUACAUUAUAAAUGCACAAAACAUUAUUGGGCUAGGCAUUCAGUUUAUAAAGGAUGAAGAUGAAAUAAGCCAAAAGCGGAUCAUUGUAAAAAGAAAUGAUAAAAGAUACGAUAGUGACUUAAUUGUAUACAAUUGUGCUUUUCCUAAUUGUUUUGUUCCAGAAAUGGGGGGGAACAGGAUUGCUUUACUUGAUCAUGAGAGAAAAGAAACUGAUGAACUGUCUCCAGAGGAACAGGUGGUAUUGCUUUUGUACUGCCAGUUAAUUCUGAGCAGAAGGUGUUACAGUGAUGUCAAGUCUUAUGAUGAUAUUUUAAUACUCGAGUCCUUGUUGUCAAAACCUAAAAUUUGGUCUUUGCAAGUGAAGGCUUUGAUUUUGAGGUGUAUAAGGGGAGGAUGCGAACAUACCAUAAAUCAAGUGAAUGAGUUGAUUUUCCACAUUAAGAAUGACGUGACAAUAUUUCCUCAUAAACUGGUUCUGUUCUAUUGUACUUCUCUUCCAAUGAUAUAUAACAUGCAUAAAAUGCAUGCUGAUGUAUUGUUAAGCACAGGACUUGUAAUGGAAGCUUUAGAAAUCUAUAAGGUGCAUAAUUUAUGGAAAGAUUCUAUUUACUGUUAUAAGGAUUUGGAUAUAGUUUCAGUAGGAGUGAAUGUGCUUGAAGAGGAAAUAGCCAUUAAACCUAGUCCUUUACUUUGGUGUUAUUUAGGUCAUCUUAAAGAUGAAGUGGAGGUUUAUCAAGUUGCUUGGGAUUUGUCUCGCCAUUCUAAUGCCCGAGCUGCACGUUACAUGGGUUAUUAUUAUUAUAAGCAUGAAAUAUAUGACACUAGUAUUUCUCAUUUCAAAGAAUCACUCAAACUUAACUGUUUGCAGCCUAAGGUAUUAUUCUGUAUGGGACUCGCUGCUAUGGCCUGUAAUGAUUUUGCUACAGCUAUUGACGCUUUUAAAGGUAUCCUAGAAAUGGAUGUUGAUAAUUGUGAAGCUUGGAUACAUUUGUGUAAAGCUUAUAUUAAGGCUGAUGAUAAAGUCAAUGCAUGUAGAUGUUUCGUAGAAUCGACAACGUUCAGUAUAAAAACGACGAGCAAAAUGAGGAAAAAGUUUUGGGAAAACUAUCUAUUGAUUAGUGCUAAAAUUCGUGCAUUUUCUGAUGCGAUAACUGGUUUUAAUAGUUAUCUUGAUGAAAAAUUUGCUUGUUUUUAUUUAUUUGUUGGUGACACACCUUGUUCGAAAUAUCUGUCCUCUACUGACAUAGAGGUUUUAAAAAUUAUAGUUAACGCUAUUAAAACUGAUACACCUGAUAUCCACCAUACCUUUUCUUUAACACUGAAAAGAAAAGCAAUCAAACUUUUUAAACGAAUAAUUUCUAAAAAAUGCCAUUACCCCAUUAUUUGGGAGUUGUAUUCUGUUUUGUUGUGUAUUGGAGCAGAUUUUCGAAACAACAUGUAUAAUACAGAAAAAAUUAUUAAUUUGCAACAAAGAGCUAUUAAGUAUUAUAUUGAGCGAUUAGAUAAAUAUAAUUGGUCUUUUGAACCACUGCUGAAACUUUUGUUGAAAUGCCUGAAUUUAUUUGAUAUCUAUGCAACAAAUUUGAGAGGCAGACCUGGUAUGAAGAAAAGAGAAAGGAUUAAUUGUUCUAAUUUCAAAUUAUUUUUAGAUAAAGCAGUGAGAAGAGUUAAAUAUCUCCCUCGAGUUUCUCCGAGAGAUCGUGAUUUAAUAUGUGAAAUAGAGCAAAAAUUUGGAAAUAUGCUUUAA